AUGCAAUACCCUACCUUUGGCCACUUCCUCUUGGCGAGCAUCCUGGCCGUCCAGGGUGCUCACUCCUUCUCCCUCGUACCAACGGGAGGGGUUGCCAGACGCUAUGUAGCCCCCGCUGUGGCACUUGCCAUGCCUGUACUGGCUGCGCCGCAGGCUGCCAACAUCGAGGCCCGUGAGCCUCACCACCGUGGCAAGAAAACCAAGGCCAAGAAGGCCAAGGCCAACAACAACAACAAGCGUGAUGAGCUUGCUGUUGAAGACGAUGAGGACGUCGAUCUUGAGACCCGCAAUAUCGAGGCUCGUCACCACCGCGGCAAGAAGACCAAGGCCAAGAAGGCCAAAGCCAACAACAACAACAAGCGUGAUGAGCUUGCUGUUGAGGACGAUGAGGACGUCGAUCUUGAGACCCGCAAUAUCGAGGCUCGUCACCACCGCGGCAAGAAGACCAAGGCCAAGAAGGCCAAAGCCAACAACAACAACAAGCGUGAUGAGCUUGCUGUUGAAGACGAUGAGGACGUCGAUCUUGAGACCCGCAAUAUCGAGGCCCGCGAGCCUCACCACCGCGGCAAGAAGACGAAGGCUAAGAAGGCCAAGGCUAACAACAACAACAAGCGUGAUGAGCUUGCUGUUGAAGACGAUGAGGACGUCGAUCUUGAGACCCGCAAUAUCGAGGCCCGCGAGCCUCACCACCGCGGCAAGAAGACGAAGGCUAAGAAGGCCAAGGCUAACAACAACAACAAGCGCAAUGAGCUCGCUGUUGAAGACGAUGAGGACGUCGAUCUUGAGACCCGCAAUAUCGAGGCCCGCGAGCCUCACCACCGCGGCAAGAAGACGAAGGCUAAGAAGGCCAAGGCUAACAAUAACAACAAGCGUGAUGAGCUUGCUGUUGAAGACGAUGAGGACGUCGAUCUUGAGACCCGCAAUAUCGAGGCCCGCGAGCCUCACCACCGCGGCAAGAAGACGAAGGCUAAGAAGGCCAAGGCUAACAACAACAACAAGCGCAAUGAGCUCGCUGUUGAAGACGAUGAGGACGUCGAUCUUGAGACCCGCAAUAUCGAGGCCCGCGAGCCUCACCACCGCGGCAAGAAGACGAAGGCCAAGAAGGCCAAGGCCAACAACAACAACAAGCGUGACGAGCUCGCCGACGACGAGGAUCUGGAGGCUCGUGCUUUCACCGCCUAA
Messenger RNA from Colletotrichum higginsianum IMI 349063, 1182 nucleotides. RefSeq names its product Alpha-galactosidase. Lineage: Eukaryota; Fungi; Ascomycota; Sordariomycetes; Glomerellales; Glomerellaceae. The transcript has 3 exons. Bases 1 to 1182 code for a protein of 393 amino acids. The record is from RefSeq and is a predicted model, not a curated record.